AUGGAUGAUGACUCUAAAGAAUAUAGAAGAAAUAAACCACAGCAAAAGUUUUAUAAACCAGGUAGUGGACCAUUAAGACGAUCAAGUUAUGGUUUGGACGCUAAAAUGGACACAAACGACUUAGACGGAGGUUCCAAAAGCCGAAACCAAAAUUAUUACGGAUCUCAAAACUCCAUCGCAGACGAUUUAAGCGACUCUUACAGAGGAACGAGUAUGCGUCACAAAAAGCCUGAACAACAGCUUUCGGUGCCUCGAUCAGGAGAUUCUUGCUCUGAUAAUGGUAGACAAUCUAAAGUACCAAUGAGGUGUGAUAAUUCUAGUCAGUACGUCAAUAGAAGAAUGUCUGAUAAUCCAGACAGGCAGGGUUCAGGGUCUUAUUCUAGAAGUGCUUCCAAAAGAGAUAGAUCUUUUGCAGACUACCAUAACAAAGAUGGUACAAAUAAUGAUAUUAAUUAUAAUAGACAAUACAGACAAGCCUCUGAAACAAGAUCCAUUUCACCCACACAUAUGCAAGACCAAAACUCUAUAGAUAGAAACAGGGAUAGCAGAAGUAUGGAAACAUCAGCAGGACGACACCUCGCGUCUUCUGGAGGUAAACCGCCAUCUGGUCGACGUAACUCUUCAGGAUAUACAUCUGAUUCAUCAAGACUUAAAUAUAUGGUAAAUUUAGAUAAUAUACCUCCAAGAUUUAGAAAGAAAUUUUUAGAACAAUCAGGCCAUCACAAUUUCGACAGUGAUCAAAUACGUAGAGACAAAUAUUCUUCAAAUCAGUCUGUGCAACCAGUUUAUAACCAGGACACUCCAUAUUACAACAUGUCAAACUGGUCCCAAACAUUGCCAUCAAGAGGCAGAGGACGAUUAAGAGACAAUGAGGGCUUUGACAGAGAAAAAUUUAUAAGUACAUAUUUGAAGAGCUAUGAUGUGCAAAAUUCUAGAAAGUCUACUCCUAGUAGUUCAUAUCUGAAUUUAUAUGAUACAAAUUCAGUGGAAAAUAAACAGGCCAAUGAUAAAAUAAAUACUGGGCCAAGUAGUACAGAGAGUCAAGAAUUUCAUGAUGCGUCACAGAAUGGUACAAGCAGUAUGGCUAACACUAUUUCUAGUAGCCAGCCAGAACAUCAUAAACAAGAAACAGACAAUGAACACGACAGUGAAACUACAUCUCAAAUCUCAGCAACUUUAUUGGAUAUUUCUAAUUUGGACUGGACAGAAGAAGUAGAAAAGAAUAUAAAACUAGAUGACAUGGGUGAUUCUUCAACUAGUUUUUCACAAAAUUUGAAGAAGUCUGUUCAAGAUGAUGUGAAGCCUGCUGAACCUCGUGAGUCGAAACGAAGUGGAAGAUCGCGACGUAAAGAUCGAAGAAGUUCAAGUAGAGGCCUUAGAAAAGAGUCCGAAAAGAAAGUUGAGCGCAAUAGAAAGGAUAGUACAGCGAGCAUUCAGCAUGAGCCAGAGAGGGCUAGGAAGGACAGCAAUGUCAGCAUUCAGCAUGAGACCGUGCACUCGGGACUGAAGCAGAGAGAACGCGAGAGACGAGACAGUCACAAGAGUAAUCGUUCUUCUACCAUCGGAAAUAGUAGAGACGACUUGGAUCGCUGGAGGUCGUUACGUUCUUACAGUAGAGAACAAAGCACUGAAGGGAGAAUAGUUUCGCAAUGUAACAGUCGAGACACGUCGGCUAACCGUGCUACUAGCCCGAGAGAUCAUGAUGGUUUUAGGAUUCCAUCAUCCAUGUCAAAAUCAGCAGCAUGGCUAUCAACAAAUCCGAAAAGCAACGGUUCCUGGGCUAACGGUCGUACUUCAAGCGUGGAGCGUGGUCGACAGUCGCCUGCACCGAGUCACGCCAGUGUAAGCACUGCGCCUGCUCCCGAAGGCGGCUCAGGACGACGUUCUCGUAAGCGCGCUGGUCGUCGCACUACGGAAAAUAGAGAGCGACGCCGUGGAAGAAACGCCGAAGCUCAACAGCCACAGCAGCAACAUUCACAGAGCUCUCAGCACGCGCCGUCUGUGACGGCAGCCCCUGCCGCGUCACACGGUUCCAGUUCUGGGACUCUGAACUGGAGAGAAGAAAUACUAGAAUCCAAGAAAAUGAACUCUCAUGAAAAACAUCCAGAGACCAACUCGCGCAAUAAGGCUGCAGUGGACUCAUCCUCAUCACACCCUGGUUUAAUCAUGCUGCCACAAGCAUCAAUAACACAUAUGCAAAAAGACUUGGGGAGGGGAGGUUCAGUAGAAACUCAAAAGACUUUGUUUGAUCAUCAAAAUCCAUCCAAACCUAUAAUUGUACAAACUAGUCCCUCUAAAAUAGACAUAAGAAUGGAGAGAGGAAUAAAAGAGAGUUCGUCUCGCGGUAACGCUGGAUACGAGGCCAAUGACGCGGCACGAGCAGUGCGACACCGCGCCCUGCUACAAGAGGUGGACCGUGCUGACGUCAUUCUACAGACACACAUUCUAAGAGGACCUUUAGGCUUAGCUGAUCAUUGGCCUGACGUCACUGAAACCAGAGCUUUUCUGCAAAAUGCUCUUCAAAGACUUCUCAUGUCUGAUCUCAAGUACUGCCAAGCAGACAAUAUCGAACAUCAUUUUUGGAAGAUUUUGUACUACAACUUUAUAGAACCAUUAAGAAAAAGUUUUACCCAAAUGACGCCUGAAGAUAAGCCGAAGAUAGUGAAACUGAUUAAUGUUAUAAUCGAAGAAGGAAACACAUUUUUCGAAAAUUUAAUUCAAAUGUUGGAGAAAACUUAUAAGUUUAAUGUGGACGAUUACAUAAAUGACAAUCAUGUCUUACCUCCCAAAGGUCUUGGGUAUGUGGGUUUGGCUUUAAUAUCAGUUCAAAAGAUAUACGUUUUUUUGGGGGAUUUAGCGCGAUAUAAGGAACAAGUGAAUGAGACAAAUAAUUAUGCUAAGAGUAAAUUUUGGUACACAAAAGCUCAACAAAUCAAUCCUAAGAAUGGCAGACCAUACAAUCAGUUAGCUAUAUUAGCGAUAUAUGCGAGAAGAAAAUUAGAUGCAGUAUAUUAUUAUAUGCGAAGUCUAAUGUCGUCCAACCCUUUUCAUUCAGCACGAGAGAGUUUGUUAUCACUUUUUGACGAAAAUAGAAAAAAGUAUGAGGCAGCAGAACGCAAGCGUCGAGCUGCGCUGGAGGCGACCAAGAACAAUGAUGCCGCGGCUUCUGGAGGCACCAGCAAUAACAGUGUAGUAGAAGGUACACCCGGCAUGAAGAGAGAAGUAUGGGUGCGACCCAGUGGACACAGGACCACUACCUUCCGACCAGCAUCUAGGGACGAACAACUUGCUUCUAUGACUUCAGUUGAGCUCAACAAAAAUUUCAUUACCAGUUAUUUACACGUUCAUGGGAAACUCAUCACUAAAAUAGGAAUGGAGACCUUUUACGAGAGUGCGAGUUUGAUGCUGCGUCAGUUCCGUGCCCUGCUUCAUCGCCAGCCACUGCCAACUCCUGCCGCCCGACUAUUGCAACUGACAGCACUCAAUAUGUUCGCAGUGGAAACCACCGCCGCAUCACUAAAAGAGGGCAAUAGCGGAGAGCGGUCGGCGUGGUUGGAGUGCGCGCUGGGCGUGUCCCUGCUGAUGUUCGGUGCGAUGCUGGAGCGAUGUUGCGCGCUGCUGCCGGAAGCGCCGCAGUCCCAGCACCACACCGACGCCUUGCUACUAUUGCCGGCUAUCAAGGUGUGGUCAGACUGGAUGUUAUGCCACAGUAGUAUAUGGAAUCCACCACCAUCAUUUGACAGUUUUGACAUUGGAGCCGACAACGACCCGUGGGAUUGGCUUGCGAAGCUUAUGAACAUAUUAGAAGCUCUCGAUGACAAGUCGAUAGAAUUCGAAAACGAAAUGAAAGAAGGUUACGUGUGCGUGCGUCUGCCGGAGGACGCGUCUCUGGGCGGGUUCACGCCGCUGAUGUACAUGGAGCCGGCCGUGGCCUGGGUGCGCGCCGACCAACUGGGACAACACCACGCCGCAGAACACGCGCUCAGAAUCACCAAGCUACUGUUCUUCGGCACUGAGUAUUUAGUGGGCGUGGAGCCCCCGGUGCUAAAGUUGGAGUGUCCGGCGGACGCGUCGCCGAGAUACGUCAGCGCCGUGCAACGAGCGCAGCCACUGCAUGCACCACUGCAACAACUGUCUGAAAAUUCUGAGGAUGAAAGCAAUACAAGUGGUGGUGCUAGCGAGGCGCCCAGUCACAGCGAGGGAGUCGAGGCAGAGGGGACCGACGAAACGACACGCAAACUCCUGCGCCGCAAGGAACAACUCGAGACUAGGAAGGCUACGAUUGAGAAACAUCGCCAACGUAUGCAGGAAAUAUUGAAAGGAGGUUCUGAAAUUGAAGUUCGACCUCGAUGGUUAGUGCCGGACACAAACUGCUUCAUCGAUCACCUGGAAUUGCUACAGGCCAUUGUAGCUGCGCCAGCGCAACCUUACACCUUAGCUGUGCCUGUUGUGGUAAUGACGGAGCUAGAAGGCCUACGCCUGAGUGGGCGGGUGGGCUCUGCGGCGCGGUCGGCGUUGAGUUGGGUGGGCGGCGCGGGCGCGGCGCUGCGCCUGGCCACGUCGCGCGGCUCGCUGCUGGCCACGCGCGCCUGCACGGCCGAGGCGGCGCCCGGGCCCGCCACCAACGACGACCGAGUCCUGGCCACAGCACUCAGUCUACACAACAACGUCGCCGCCGCUGCUGAUAAUGAUUCCCGCGGAGACGACGGCAGAGAGGCGCCGAAGGUAGCGCGGCGCGUGCGCGAGGUGGUGCUGCUGACGGACGACCGCAACCUGCGCGUCAAGGCACUCGCCGCCGAGCUACCCACGCGGGACCUGCCCUCCUUCGUGCACUGGGCUGGCUUGAUCAAGGAUGAUGCUGCGAGUACGGAGGCGGGCGCGGGCGAGGAGAGCGCGGGAGCACGCAAGUGA
Spodoptera littoralis (African cotton leafworm) is the source of this 4911-nucleotide messenger RNA. NCBI's taxonomy places the organism in Eukaryota, Metazoa, Arthropoda, Insecta, Lepidoptera, Noctuidae. The record is from the annotation of a GenBank genome assembly.